Molecule: messenger RNA, 2535 nt
Organism: Mycosarcoma maydis (corn smut)
Lineage: Eukaryota; Fungi; Basidiomycota; Ustilaginomycetes; Ustilaginales
Exons: 1
Coding region: 1-2535 (844 amino acids)
Biological process (GO): protein palmitoylation
Cellular component (GO): Golgi membrane
Molecular function (GO): palmitoyltransferase activity; protein binding
Source: RefSeq, a predicted model, not a curated record
AUGGCUGCUCCAGGUACACCGCUCAGCUCGUCGGCGACGCAAGCUAUAUCCGUCUCUACCGUCGACGCUCCAUCCGAUCCUCUGUUGUCCUCGCAAUCGGCCCAACUCGACGGUCACAGCUCUUGGGACACGCACAUGGGCGGCAGCAAUGGCAUCGGCAGUCGUGCUCCCAGCCGUGCCAACACACCGGGCCAAGAUCAGAUGCCGUUGACCAUCCACUCGGCAGCGCAGCGCGGCGACCUGCCUGCCAUCAUGCGUCUCGUUGAUUCUGGUCGCGCAACGGUCCAUGACCGGGAUGACGACAAUAUCACACCAUUGCACUGGGCUGCCAUCAACGCCCAGCUCGCCACUUGUCGCUACCUUCUGGAUCACGGUGCCCAAGUCGAUGCACUAGGUGGCGAUCUCAUCGCCAGCCCGUUGCAGUGGGCAGCGCGAAAUGGCCAUGUCUACGUACUCGAAUUGUUGUGCUCUCGUGGCGCUGACCCGACCAUCACAGACUCGCAGGGCUUCAAUGCGCUUCAUCUCACCGUGCACUCGAGCGCAGUCAUGCCGCUCGUCUUCAUGCUGCAGCAACCCUCUCUCGAUUCACCAGAAGGUCUUGAUUCAACCGACUCGCAGGGCCACACGGCUCUCAUGUGGGCUGCUUACCAAGGCGAUGCCAUAUCUGUCGAUAUUCUUCUCAAGCACGGCGCCGACGUUCACAAACGCGAUGGCGCCGGUCUGACCGCUAUGCACUGGGCUGUCGUCAAAGGAAAUCGACUCUGCAUUCGUCUCUUGGCCGAUGCAAAAGCGGAUCUGCUUGCCAAAGAGGAUUCGGGCAAGACGCCAAGAGACAUGGCCAUCGAGCUCAAGUCGAUCGGCGCGUACCGCAAGGCAUUGGCCGAUAUUGGGCUAGAGGAGGAUGGCCGUCGCAAGCAACGCACUUUCGGUGCAAGUACCGAUCGCACCGCCAGACUGGCCACUAUGGUGGUUCCCUUUGUAGCGUUGGGUUUCAUCUUUGCCACCUUUGCAGCGCUACCCUGGUACACGGCCGCACCGUUUGCCGCAGCCGAGUUGUUUGGCAUGCAUCACAUUGUGACGCGUGUCAUUCUGGAUCCUCACGAACACGACUUUCUGCAGCGCUCCAACUACUUUCUCGCCAUCGUAGCCGGCUCAAUAGCCUGGGUGGGCUGGGAGUGGGUGCACAAGCUCGCCUCGGCUACGCCCGGGUACGCCUCCAACAACCUCUUUUUCGCACUCUCUCUCAUCGUCUGCUCCUGGAACCUCUUUCGCGCCGCUUCGAUCUCGCCCGGCUAUGCACCUCUGGUACCCUCGGCGCUGCACCGCCGCGAAAUCGUCACGCAGCUCGCACAGCAAGGCCGACUGAACGGUCAGACCUACUGCGUCUCGUGCAUGGCUCGCAAACCGAUGCGCUCCAAGCACUGCAAGCUGUGCAAACGCUGUGUUGCGCGUCACGACCACCAUUGUCCCUGGGUCGCCAACUGCAUCGGCGUUGGAAAUCAUCGUCAGUUUCUGCUCUUUGUUGGCGCACUUGUGGUUGGUGUGCUGCAAUUCCUCUACCUCACCGUCGUGUACUACUCGAUCAACGCUCCGCCUUACGACCCGUUGCCGGAUUCGAGCUACGAGACGUGUCAUUUGCCGUUCGCGUUUCUCUGCACUGCCACCACUUUCGAUGCGUUUUUGCUCGGCGUGGCUCUGUGGGCAGCGUUGCAGUUGACUUGGACGGUGAUCUUGCUAGUGGCGCAGGCUUGGCAGAUCACGCGCCAGAUGACAACGCUGGAAGUCUCGAAUCUGGGAAGGUUCGGUUUCAUGGGGGGUAAGGGAGGACAGAGUUAUGCUGGGCAGACUAACUUUAUCGCGCAGCAUUCAGGGCGUGGCCAGCCGUCAGGAAGUCUGAGCGCAGCGACGGAUCGGCUGCAGGGGAUCCACAAACAGUUUGGCGAGAACGAGAAUGCAGAGAUCGAUGUGAACCUCGGUGCUGACGAGAGUGCAGAUGCGACAAGCACACACGCCCAUGCGCAUGGAUCGCAUUCCAAGCUGAACCUGCUCAGGCGCGUGUUUGCAUCGUCCAGCAGCUGGCUGCUUUCAAUCGUCGGCUUGGAUCUGUAUACGCGCGGCAAGGCGGGUGAGGGCUUGAAGCGCGCUAGCGCCGCAGCGAAUCCGUUCGACCACGGCUUGCUCUCGAAUUGCAAAGACUUUUGGUCCAGAGGUGAGGAUCUGAACCUCGACUAUACUACGCUGUACGACCUCCCCGCCGAAGUCAGCCCGGGACAUUGCCAGGUGGUCCCGUUCUUGGUGGAUACCGUGACUGCUGGUGGCAGGGGUGGCGCGUGGAGGAAUAGGUCGCCCGCUUCAGGCUAUUCGUUGUUGAGAAGUGGAGCGGACGACGACGACGACGACAGCGACAACGCGACCAUGCCCGUGGACGCUGCGGGCAGGAGAAAGUGGAGUAUGUGGAGCAAUUUGAAGAAGAGUGCCAAGCCUCCUGGCUCAGCUACGGCUAUCUUGCCUACGUCGAAUGCAACGCAUGCUUGA